Temnothorax curvispinosus is the source of this 817-nucleotide messenger RNA. RefSeq lists its product as uncharacterized. The annotation marks the transcript as partial. The transcript has 3 exons. The record is from RefSeq and is a predicted model, not a curated record. Lineage: Eukaryota; Metazoa; Arthropoda; Insecta; Hymenoptera; Formicidae.
AUGUCGCUGAUCGGAAAAUUCGAACGUCAGAACGACGUAUCGAUCAACGUGUUUGCAACUCGGGAAGAAAUUGAAAAGAAAGCUAAAUUCGGCCGGGGCGCCGACCACAACGCGAUCGUGCCUCUGCGGUUGACCGACGAUAAGCGGGACAGGCACGUAAAUCUGCUGUAUCUGCCCGAUACGCUGCGCGGCGUCAACAGGGGCCAUUUCGCCUGGAUAAAGAAUCUGUCGCGAUUGGUGAAUUCGCAAUUGACCGCGAAACGGUGCGCGAAGCACGUUUGCGAUCGAUGUCUACACUAUUUCUAUACGCGCGACAAGUUGGCCGCCCACAGCGUCGACUGCGGCCGAAUGAACGACUGCGCCGUCGUUCUCCCGAACGAGAGGGACAAGUGGCUGUCUUUCGACAAUUACGACAGAAAGGAGCGACUUCCCUUCGUAGUGUACGCGGAUCUGGAGUGUCUUCUCGAGCGACGGGAGAGGGAGAACGUCGAGGGGGGCUCGAGAACGGAAAGAUACGCUUAUCAGCGUCACGUACCGUUCAGCGUGGGCUACUAUCUGUGCUGCACCUACGACGAUACCGCGUCCGCGUACAGAUAUCGUCGCGGCGAGGAUUGCGUUUCGUGGUUCGUGAACGAGCUUCGCGUUCUCGCGCGUCACGUUAAGAAUAAAUUUUCCACCAAUGUAGCGAUGGUGGAACUCACGGAGGACGAGAAAAGCGAAUUUCUGCUCGCGACUCAUUGUCACGUGUGCGAGAAACCGUUUCAACCGGAGAACAAUCGCGUGCGGGAUCACUGUCACCUAACCGGACGUUACAGAG